Molecule: messenger RNA, 3558 nt
Organism: Amoebophrya sp. A25
Lineage: Eukaryota; Dinophyceae; Syndiniales; Amoebophryaceae
Source: the annotation of a GenBank genome assembly
AGGCUCGUCUGCUGAUGACGGCAAGGAAGAAUACGAAUAAAAUUCAGAUGAAUAAACCUAAUAGAACAACCACAGGCAUGCAGAAUCCAAAAAUGACCGAACCUCCAAGAGGUUAUCUCCCCUUCUACCUCCCCUCCAGACGCGUUGUCACCGCUUCUCUCGCAGCCUCCUCCACAGCCGUCUUUGUUGGUUUUCUGUACCGCCUUGAUGAGAGGGAAAUCGUGACAGCAGAGGAAUUUCGAGAACAAAGCGACUUAUUCGACAAGUACAACUUCGAGACGUUUCAACAAAGUCUUCCGAAUUUUGGAAAUGGCGAUCCUACGAACUUCUUUGCGAAGAGUGGGCUCUUUGAUGAGUUAUGGAAAUUAUAGGAAGAGGAUAUUUAUAUUUGUACUAUGUAAGUACAAGUAGAAAAUAUGAUAACCCGCCAAACCCAUGAUGUUGAUGAUUUAGCUUUUUUUUUCAUCGAUCCUUCCGCCAAGCUAGCUUACUUUUUUGAAGGUCGUGAAAGGAGAAAAAUCAUGGGCAUGACGAUGAUCAUAUGAUAUGUUUUUUAAAAUUUUUGAUUUUUUUUAGAUUUUUGAUCCCAGCAGCUAGGACGCAAGAAGUAGAAACCAAAUCAACUACAUAGAGUGCAUCUACACACCCCUUGUUCAUAUUACGUUGACGAAGACGAUGAAGAAGAAAGAGAAAGACUACGAGAACGACAAGAAGAAAUACAAAUAUUGUCAUCAGAGGACUACAACUACGUGAAGGACGACUUGUUGUCCGACUUUGAUGAAGAGGAUUUCAAUCCCGAUGAAGAUACUGAAGAUAAAAGAUUGCUACUGUUUCAACAACUUUUCAAGCAGUAUGAAAAACAAAAUAUGUUGAAACUGACCACUGCCUAUAGAUGGGAUAGCAGAAGUUUUAAUCGGCGCGCGAAGAAUCGUCCACAUCAUCCAGAUGAAACUGAAUCUUCAAAAUCAGAUGUUGAUGAUCCAACUUCUAUUUCUAGCUCUUCUCUACGUCUACCCGAAGAGCAUCUACCUGAAGAGCCACUAGAUGAAACACUAGCAGCACAUCAGGACGAGUCACCCGGACGUCCAACAGUAGUUUUAGUCCAUGGUGCAGCGGUUGGAUCACUCAACUACAUCCAUUUCCAGGAAUACAUCGCGGCACAAGGGUAUCCGUGUGUGAUAUACGAUCAGUUUGCUCGUGGGUUUUCGGACCGACUUCAUUCGCAGCUUUCAACCAAUGAUUUACUGCUAGAACUAGGUAGCGAUGUCUCUUCUCGAUCCAACGACUUUUUUACGCUGCUGCUAAGGCAGUUGGGCGCUUUACUGGAUCAUCUGGAGGAGGAGGAAGGGCGACGAGUUAUGAUAGUCAUGAUGUGCUUGUGCUAUUCAAGGUAAUCAGUGGACCUUAUCUCAGCGACGUCUCCCUGUGGGUCCACAAGCACGAGUGAGGCUCAAUUUCAUUUUCGCCAGGCUGUCGCACUUAGCGUUCUAGCUGGAGUGGAUCCCCUUGGAUCUUGAGUCUUGAAUUCGCCAUCCGUGAUAUAAUUCUAAGAUCUGAAUUUCAUACCUGACGCUGAUGCGGUAAACUUCGUGUCCUCAAAAACCUUGUCCUUCCCAAGCUUCUUCUUUAUCUUCCUCAUCCUCGUCUUUGCCAUGUGAUUUUCAUGCCUGAUGCGGUAAUCACUCUAGUAGUACUUAGACAAAGGUCUGUAUUUGUUAACAGAACACCUCGCCUUCAUCUCCUUCUUGAUCUUGAUGUUAACUAGGAAGACCUCGCUUUCAUCUCCUUCACGACCUUUACCUUUUCCUCCUUCCAACAUCCUCUUCAUGUUGCAAAGACCUCCUACUACAAGGCAGAAGUUCGUGCUCUAUGGCGUGUCUAUGGGUGCAACGAUCGUCGCACGUUUUGCGGCAAUGUUUCCAGAGCGCAUAUUGGGAUUAGGGUUUCAAGUGCCAGUUGUACACGGUCUCGGAUAUGCAGCUGGUCGUACGAUGAUGUAUCCAUUGAGAAUCCCUUAUGCGUGGUGUGUUGAUGUUAUCGGAGUUGGUCUUUUUACUAGUGAUUUUCAUUUUGCUGAAUCUGAAAGAAGGAGAAGCGUGAUGUUACCUGAUGGCAAGAUGUAGUCGUUCGUGAGUUGUUGGCACGAGAUCGGCCAUUAGGCAAGUGUUGAAGCAACUUUCUCGACUCCAUCGGACUCCUUUCAUUUUCCACUGCUGCGAGACGUUUUUGCCAGAUUCGUAUUGGCAAGACGUGCGAUCAGGCGAAGCGAAGUGGUGGUGGAGGGAUCCUCCAAGAACCAAACAGCCGAAUUGGUAGACGUUCAUGAGGAAUCUACAACACCUCCUCCAACUCCUUCUCCCGCAGAGGUUGCCAGAUACAUUCGAGCAUCCUUUGAAGUACAUGGAACGGAAGCAGACUUCGUAGAAGUGCUGACAGAUGAUGCAAUAUUAAGGACUGUAGACGUUGGUAUUGGUUUAUUCACGUUCUUGCCUCAACUAUAUGUAUCUUUGUAGAACAAAAAGAGUGGUUGGUAGUGAAAUUCAAAUUAGCUCAAAAAGUAGAUGUAGAAGUAGAAAGAUAUUUGUGUAGCUUUGCGGUUACUUUCAUCAGAUGUUGCUUUCUCUUCACCGCUCUAACACCCAUGUGGCAGAGCAGCAUCGCAGACCAUCAAAGAAUAGCUGCUCGCGCUUUCCCUGUCCUGGUUCAAUACGCCAUCGAUGAUCGCGAAAUUUCACGUCAUUCUGUGGAAAGCGACCUACUGGAAAACGUAUACGGCAUAUCAGCUGUCAACGGACUGGAGCUCGGACACGACUUCCGAGGGAUCGGAGGAGCUUUCGAGGAUUUCGAUUUUGGCAAUAAGCGGAAUAAAAAGCAAAGAAGAAGACGGGGUUUAGUUUCUGUAGAGAAGUACACUGGCGGUCACUUUAUGGCAGCACAGAACUUUCAAAAAGUGUCUGCUGGAAUUCUUAAGUUUCUGAACAGUAUCUGAAUCUGUCUCUGGGGGAUUUUUUUGGAACAGUAACUAAAAACAUUCUUUUAGAAGGAGGUAUUUUUUGUUUGUAAAGUGUCAGUCUAGGUCUACUGCAUGAUAGCUCACAUGCAUGAAAAAGGCUUUUCACAUAAUGCUGCUGUGUUAGAGACGAUUAUAGCCAUCCAUUCCAUAACCAGGCCCGACAUGACAUUGCAACGAAGGUCAGAGAUAGAAUGAAUAGUUGUGACCAGAAAUAGGCUGUACUAGCUAGCAUUCAAAUUUUUCAAUUCUCCAGCAAGCAUGUUGAGUCAUUCCGUUUCCGAGAAAGGAUGAGGACGUACUGAAUUAUAUAAAACCUCUUCCGAAGUACUUAUGUGGUUUACACUGCAAAUACAAGUUGCCUCUGGAUAUUUUUUCGGAGACAGCACCAUUCUUUUACUUCUACUUGCGGACGGAAUUGCACAGAGUUUUUGAAAGCGUUGCUGAUCAACACAGCAUCAAUCUACUGCGUGAGCACAGACCUAGCUCGAAACGAUCAUUGACGCAAGGCGCUGUAAGGACGCUGAUAGACGAGCAUCGUGGUGAAC